AUGAGUUCAAAGAAUGUAGACCGGCUUAGCAUGUUGCCUGAAGAGAUAGCUUCACAUAUACUCUCUUCAAUGCCUACGAAAGAUGCUGUGCAAACUAGCAUUUUAUCCAAAAGUUGGAGGUACAAAUGGAGGCUUGUCACGAAUCUUGACUUUGAUGAUGAUACAUUCCAUGAUAAAAACAUCUUGAUAAAAUUUGGAGACUGGGUAAUGAACGUUUGUAAGGCAUCCCACCUUCAGUUAUUUCGGUUACACUUUUCUAAACGUUGGACUCUGAAGUCAAGAGUAUCAAAUUGGAUUGAUAAGGCAGUCAGGUUAAACGUUCGUGAGCUUGACAUAGACGUUACCUCAUUUUCACCUAAGUUGCCUUUAAGCAUGUUCACUUGCAAGACACUCACAAAACUAAAAUUAGAUUUUUGUGAUUAUGUUCGGAGUUUUUUGACGGAUCUGCCUUUGGUUUAUCUUCCUUGCCUGAAAUCACUUGACAUAAGCGUUUACACCGAUCAUUACAUUAAUGCAUUGUAUAAACUCAUCAAUGGUUGCCCACUGCUUGAAAAUUUAUCUUUGCAUAUUAUGUGCAAAGUGAAUAAAGAAAAUUACAUAUCCAAUAUCCCUACUUUGAAAAGAUUGAUAUUAACAUGGCCACAUCAUACAUCUGUUAUCAACAAAGUUUUUUUAAACGUCCCUGAUCUGGAAUACCUAUGUAUUGGUGGUAUGUUGUGCUCGGUUUUUGUAAUGGAAGAUUUGUCGUCAUUGGUUGAGGCUUCUGUUUCAUUUAGUGAAAUAAUAUUUGAUCGUCAUCAUCUGUUGGUUGAGCUUCUAAAUGGAUUAAGUGGAGUCAAAUCACUCUUUGUUCAAAAUGUAAGUUUCCUAUUCACUUCACCUCUGCCCAUCUUUCCAAAUAUGAAGCACUUGAAGUUGAAGAAUUUCCAGCAUUCUAGAUCAAUCCUUCAGUUUCUUGAAAGUUGUCCUGAGCUGAAACAUUUGUACGUUGAAGAGGUACCUGGGCUGUUGAUAUGA
Messenger RNA from Helianthus annuus (common sunflower), 1017 nucleotides. Its product is annotated as FBD-associated F-box protein At1g66310. The coding region runs from base 1 to 1017 and encodes 338 amino acids. The transcript has a single exon. The record is from RefSeq and is a predicted model, not a curated record. NCBI's taxonomy places the organism in Eukaryota, Viridiplantae, Streptophyta, Magnoliopsida, Asterales, Asteraceae. Gene Ontology annotation, molecular function: protein binding.